AUGUCGGCUCUGCUUCGAGAAUUGCUGCGACUCAUCGCCACGGCAGGAACGUGGGUCUGCCGCAGGAUUCGAGAAGCAUUUGACAAGACCUCGUCUCGGCCGCCAGGGAAGGCAAAGCCCUCCUUCAUCCUGGCACUGCCGCCAGAAAUACUUCUUCUCAUUAACAAGGACCUACCACCCCAUUCUCGCAUCUUGUUCUCCCAAUCUUGCAGCGCCCUGCAGGUGCUGCUUGGCGACAAGGGGGCAGGCGCACGCCUCAACUACAAGGACCACAUCGAGUACCUCACCGCCCUUGCCUACGACCUGCCGACCAAGUGGGUGUGCGAGGAGUGCGUCAGGCUCCAUGAGUUUGCUAUGUCGGAUACCCCUCAAAAGCCCCAAAACACAUCGUGCCCCCUAGGAUGGCGACGGCUGCACGAGGGCACCCCUUUUCUUGGGCUUCACGCGGUGGCCCCGCAUCACCGCCACGUCCAGAUGGCACUCAAGGCUCAGCGCCUUGGUACAGUGAGCAGCCAACUCCGGCGUCAUGUGAACGCCAUCAUGGCCCCUUCAGUCAGGCCCUUCAAGGUCCAGUGCUCCAGUGGCGGGCCAAACGCCUUGGCGGCCCACUGCGUGACGAUUCCGAGGAUACUAGACGGGCGAUUCGUCGUGCUCACCAUCUGGGUGUACCGCCGCAGAGAACACCCCAUUACCCUCAGCUCUUUGGGCUGCUUGCUCGUCUGUCAUUCGACAUGCACGUGGUGGGACGCAAUCUGCCACGGAAGGCAAGACAUCCGCGCAUACCCUGGGUCCGAGCCCUUCUUCGUUGGGCUCCGAAGCACGCGCGAAGCAGCCAUGAUGACCUCGGACGGUAUAGCGAGCGGGUUCUGCAGUCGCUGCUCCACCGACUACAGCGUGGCGCUAUCCCCCAGCGUCACGGGCAUCUUGUCUUGGACAGACCUCGGGCCUGAGGGAUCCUGCAUGAGGAGGGCCUGGAGGGACUUUCUUCCCACGGUCUGCCGCCGAUACAGCUGCAGGGUGCACGACCCGCGAUAUGGCGGCCACGGGCACGGUGGAGGUGGCGCAAGGAGAAGACCGGCCCACGCACCAGGCAGCAUCCGGAGACGCUUCGACGCGGAUGUCCUUUACGACUUGGAUAGCACUAGGGGGGUGGGGCGCUUGGCCGUACGCGACCGGGAUGGCUGGGUUGUGAAGGUACCUCUUACUGGCAGCAGAUGA
Molecule: messenger RNA, 1218 nt
Organism: Purpureocillium takamizusanense
Lineage: Eukaryota; Fungi; Ascomycota; Sordariomycetes; Hypocreales; Ophiocordycipitaceae
Exons: 1
Coding region: 1-1218 (405 amino acids)
Molecular function (GO): protein binding
Source: RefSeq, a predicted model, not a curated record